CAGUGUUCUAAUCUAGAUGUCUGAUCUGCCAAUCAGGCUAAAGUCGUGCUUAAAAUGACCCCGCCCCUUUUUGGGCGAUUUCAGUCAGGUUGAAAAUCGCCCCAGAAGUCUCCCAUAGACUCUCAUGUAAAAAAAUUUUUUUUAAAUAUCAGAGCUCUCAAUACAAUCUCUAUGGGUUCCGGGAGGGCUUGCACUUACGCGCUUUCGUCAUACGUAACGUAACCAUGAACAAGAAAAGAGCGGGUAGCAGCGUCAAUCAAUUCACAUACUGCUGUCAAGAUGGAUAGUGUUCAGUGCAACUCGAUUGUCUCUUUGAAAGAAGUUACUUUUAGUCAGCGAACGAAUCAAGAUAAAUUGAUAAAAAGCUACUGGAGUGUAUGCUAGCGGUCGUGAGGGAACAUAUUGUUGAGGAGGUGAAGUCGGCGAACUUCGUAGCCAUCCAAGCUGACGAGACCACGGAUGUUUCUACACAGACACAGCUGGUGCUUGUGCUGAGGUACAUCGAUCCCAACAAUAAAGUGCAGGAACGCUUUUUUGAGUUUCUUCCCAUCUCGGAAUCAACCUCAAUCUCAAUUGCCAUUGUGCUUUUGGAGAGACUGAACGGUCUUUUUGCCGACGACGAGAAAGUCAAACUUAUUGCGCAAGCUUACGAUGGAGCUAGUGUGAUGAGGGGAGAGAAGGCUGGUGUGCAGCAAAAGGUGCGUGAGCAUUUCAAGAAUGCCCAUUAUGUGCAUUGCUAUGCGCAUCAGCUGAAUUUGAUCAUGCAGCAAGCUACUUCUCGCAUCAAAACAGUUAAUAUUUUCUUUUCCGAUCUGAGCGGGAUUGCAACUUUUUUUUCCCGGUCACCCAAACGGACCAGCAUUCUUGACCAGACUGUUGCACGAAGACUGCCCAGAGCUUCAUCCACACGGUGGAACUUCAACAGCAGAGUCGUGAACACUGUCUAUGAGAAUCGAGACGACCUCAUACAAUGUUUUGAAGCCAUCAGGACGGGUUCAUUGGGUUCAUUUGACCAGCCCACCGUGAGAGAGGCAUCUGGCUACGUGAGGAUGCUACAUGAUGAAGAUUUCAUUUUUUUCCUGUGGCUUUUUCACAAAAUCAUGCCCCACGUUGAUACUCUGUAUCAGAAGCUCCAGAAGAAGGACAUCGAUGCUGUCUUCAUCAAACGUGCCCUCGACAGCUUCACAAACAGCGUGCAGGCCAUAAGGGACUCCUCUCAACAGCAGCUGCAAGUAGCAACAGGAGCCAGAAGACCCAGAACGUCUUUGAGAGAAGAGGAGAAACAGAGGCUGUCUGAAGAGGUCUGCGACACCAUCCUGGAAGCAAGGUUCUCUUUCACUGUCCACCUUGUGAGUGCUACUUUACUGCUAGCAGAUAUGUUUGAAAGGUACUGCCAUUCAUUUCCUGAUGAGGCUCUGAAUGCCGCUGUGAACGCAUACCCCAUGCUGAACAAGGCAAAGCUCAAGACAGAACUCUCUCUGAUCUAUGAGAAUCCUGAAUUCAAGGGCUGCUGUGGUGCACUGGCACUGUACCAGGUUCUCAUGAGCUACAACCUCCAGGAGACAUUCUCUGAGACUGUGACUCUGUUGAACAUUCUCAUAACUACUCCCAUGACAACAGCUGAAGCUGAGAGAUGUUUCUCAACUUUGACACGAGUUAAGACAUUCCUGCGAAAUUCAAUGGGCCAGGAACGUCUGAAUGCACUGGCCAUGCUUUCGAUGGAGAGGGAACUAGUCCUCAACAUGCCUGAUUUCAAUGAGAAAGUCAUUGACCGCUUUGCUGCAUUGAAAGAGAGAAGAGCACAGUUUCAGUACAAAUAAUGUAGCCUCUCUCCCUGUCUGUCUCUUUAACACACACACACACACACACACACACACACACACACACACACACACCAAAUCAGUUCACAGUUGAUGUUGUUUUAAAUGGUUAUUUUUCAUUCAUUCAAAAAAAGUAAAAAAAAAAAAUAAAAAUCUGUUCAUGUUCAUUUUUACAAAUCUAUACAAUUAGCCAGAAUAUGGUUGUUUAUAUUUACAAAUCCAUACAAAUGCUGUGUUUACCUUUUCUAGAAAUUAUUUUAAAAUGCUGUUUUCAGGCAAAAUGUCUCUGUUGACUGUUCAUGUUCAUUUUCACAAAUCUAUACAAGAGGACAGAAUAUGGAAGUCUAUACAAAUUGCUUAUUACCAAUAACUUGCAUCAAUAUUUUCAGUAGCCUCUAUCAAAAGCCCCUGCUCUCUUGUUGUGAAUUAUGCUCUGGUGCACAUAUUUCCAAUUCAACCAUGAGGCAUUUUUGAAGUAAGUAAUUAAUGUGUAUAUCAGAAUUCUUUAGUUAAACUUGGCAGCACCUCAUCAUUCUGGUUUGGUCUUCAAUGUGUAAAGCCAAGAUGCACAGACCACACUAGGUCAAGCCUCACUUGUUCAUUCACUUAUUUAGGACAAUGUUACUUUGCUUUUAUUAAGUAGCACAUUGAUGAUAUCCUACAUUCCAGAAAAUGUAGUUCUAAAGAUCCACUUCUCUCAACAAUUUGUCUACUUGUAUUUUCAGCUAAUAUUUCAUUGUUUAUGGAAAUGCAGAUUGUUUAUACAGUGUUGAGGAAUGUGAAAGAACACCCAUGAUCAUUUGUACUGUGAUAACUUAUUUUGCUUUUGUAAGCCAAUACUUUUGAGAUCAGUCAAUAAAUGCUUCUGGUAUGGACUUAUAUGCUGCCCCUGUCUUUAUGUUGUUGCUGGACAUAUCUUUUUAAAAAUGUGUCCUGUUUAGCAAUUUUACAUCACACAACAUUGGAUUAAUGUAAGUAAUGAAUAAGUGGAAUAAUUAAUUGCGGAGCCAUGACAUUUUUGCUUAUGAAGGCUCCUAGAUGCUAAUUUCUUAUAUCGCUUUCCACCUGUAACUUAUGUAGCUAGAGGGGAAAUCGGUACCCAUUGAAUGGAUCACCUUAAUCAUUAUCAGAGAAAUUGCCCCCCCUGAGAAUUUUUUCAGGAGCCGCCACUGUUUAGAGGUAAUUUAAAACAUGAUUUUGUCCUCUAUUUUUAGUAAGCAUGUUAAAAACAACUAAAAAGAGCUAAUGAUUUUAGUUGUAAUAAUCACAGAAUAGCCGAAUAAUCAUUCUAAUAAUCAUUAGACAAAAUCGAUUAUCAAAAUAAUCGUUAUUUGCAGCCCUAAUCUACACCCACUCAGACUCUACCCCAGAUUUGAUACUCUCUCACACACAAUCAUUUUUUUCAUUUCUGUUAUAAUAAAGCAAUAAGAUACA
This is a messenger RNA of Xyrauchen texanus (razorback sucker), 3254 nucleotides long. RefSeq names its product zinc finger MYM-type protein 1-like. The record is from RefSeq and is a predicted model, not a curated record. The transcript has 2 exons. Bases 378 to 1820 code for a protein of 480 amino acids. Gene Ontology annotation, molecular function: protein dimerization activity. NCBI's taxonomy places the organism in Eukaryota, Metazoa, Chordata, Actinopteri, Cypriniformes, Catostomidae.